AUGGCCGUCGUGGCAACUGCAAUAUCGUCUCUCACCAAUUCUAGAAACUAUCAACCAGUGUCUGUCGAUGCGGACGCUGUGCCAGAAGAUGAAUUGGAAACUGUGACAUCGCCACCUACGCCAUUCUGGCAUUUGGUUGUUUCCUUCUGGAUGUUGGGAUUGCUCAACAAUGCCUCUUAUGUCAUUAUGAUUGCCUGUGCCAAAAAUAUAAGUGAGGGAGGAACAGCACUGGUUUUCUUAGCCAAUGUGGGGCCUUCGAUGAUGGUCAAGCUGAGUGCGCCUUAUUGGUUCGAUCAUGUCUCAUACAAGCAUCGCAUGUUCCUGGCCACAGUGGCAAUGGUGGGGAGCUUUUCCUUGGUGGCCUCCAAUAGUAGCGAAGACGCGGCAACAACAAGUUCUAGCAAAGUUGUUCUGGCGUGGAAGCUACUGGGAGUUGCAUUGGGGAGCUUGCAAAGUGGCUUGGGCGAGGCGAGCUUGUUGGCACUUGCCGGAAAGUGCGAUGGAGAAAAGUCUAGUUCAACGGACUCCAAACGUCAGUGUUUGACCUGCUUUUCGUCGGGAACCGGAAUGGCAGGAGUCUUUGGAUUUUUCUGGAAAUGGUUAUGGAAUGACCUGUUUGGUCUGCCGGUGUCGACCAUGCUGUGGUUUGCUAUGGUACUCCCAGUAGGAUAUUGGUAUACCUUUCGACAUGUGAUGAAAAUUGAAUCCCAACUACCACCCAUUGCAGUAGCUAGCGAAAGCUCUGUUCCCGAAGACGCAGCGCCCUCAGAAGAAAGCGCUCUAGCCAAUGAUGUCUCUUUAGAAGCGUCCGAUGCCCCCCAAAGGAUAGGACAUCGAACAAAGAUUGAGAAUAUGACGGCAUAUCAACGCUUUUAUUUUGUGGUGCGAUUGUGGCCAUACAUUGUGCCACUCUUCACAGUGUAUGCAUCAGAGUAUGCGUUACAAUCAGGAACUUGGACUGCGAUUGGUUUUCCGGUGGACGAUGUUAAAUCGAGGGACCGCUUCUUUCAAUUCAGCAAUUGGAUGUACCAAGCAGGGGUGUUCUUGUCACGAAGUAGCGGUACACUUUGGACUGCUCCAAUAUGGAUCUUGUGGCUAAUGCCUGGGUUGCAAUGCGUCAAUUUGGCCUUGUUCUCAUAUGUCGCAAGCCACGCCAGCACCACAUCACUCUACAACCCAGCAACUCUCUACUUUGGAGCCUUUUAUGCAGGUCUCUUGGGUGGUGCCUGCUAUAUCAACGCCUACACGCGGAUAUGCAAAGAUAUCGCUUUGGAGUACCAAGAGUUUGCAUUGAGUAGUACCAGCGUUGGAGAAUCCCUUGGUAUUGUAGUAGCGGACAUACUUGGAUUAUUCAUUCAAGCUUGCCUGUAUCGAACGAAUGGGCUAGAUGGAGCAAUUGUUCAGUGUCCGCUUUAA
Cylindrotheca closterium is the source of this 1416-nucleotide messenger RNA. The record is from the annotation of a GenBank genome assembly. Lineage: Eukaryota; Bacillariophyta; Bacillariophyceae; Bacillariales; Bacillariaceae.